Ylistrum balloti is the source of this 1692-nucleotide messenger RNA. RefSeq names its product sphingosine kinase 1-like. Gene Ontology annotation, biological process: sphingosine biosynthetic process. Lineage: Eukaryota; Metazoa; Mollusca; Bivalvia; Pectinida; Pectinidae. The transcript has 6 exons. Gene Ontology annotation, cellular component: cytoplasm; membrane; intracellular membrane-bounded organelle. The record is from RefSeq and is a predicted model, not a curated record. Bases 1 to 1692 code for a protein of 563 amino acids.
AUGGGCGAUAUAGUCGGUUGCCGGUGUCGAAGAUCAAAAACGGCAGACGACUCAACAGCAUACUUCACAAUAUAUGCAUAUCCAUUUCGGAAACGGACUAUGAGUUCCAAGUUAACACGGAUUCGUAUGGAUUUUACAUUCGGAUAUAAUGCUUCCCCUUCAUUUGAUGACAAUAUCCGAAUAUGUGCAGUGUGGAGAAACGUUGUGACUCGUUUGGCAAGGGGCCAAGAUGUAGCGAUGGAAGAGGUGGAGACAUGCACACUACCGGAGUCUAAACGCUUGCUGAUCCUCAUCAACCCACAUAGUGGUCCCGGUAAAGCCCAACAGAUAUUUGAAAAGGAAGUAGCUCCAAUGCUGAAUGAGGCAAAUGCAGAUUAUGAAGUAAAAAUUACAGAACAUGCAGGUCAUGCCACAGAAAUCAUGGUCAGUUUGGAUCUAUCUCAGUGGUAUGCUGUAAUCAUUGUAUCAGGGGAUGGACUGAUAUAUGAGACAAUUAAUGGCCUGAUGAAACGACCAGACUGGGAAAGAGCUAUCCAGUUUCCGGUGGGGUGUUUACCAGGAGGCUCCGGGAAUGCUUUGUGUUGGACCAUCAAUUACUUAGCUGGGGAGCCAGUAGGGGAUGAGAUGGUUCUUCACUCGACGUUUAUACUGCUGAAGCAUCGCCUGAUUCCCAUGGACCUAGUAGUGAUUCAGCUACCUACAAUUCAGGUCUUUUCCUUUCUGUCUGUCACUUGGGGAAUGAUCGCUGACAUCGACUUUGAGAGCGAAAAACUUCGGGCAUUUGGAGCAGCUCGCUUCACUAUCUAUGCAUUAAUCAGAAUACUCAGACCUCGCAGCUACAAAGGAGAGUUGGCUUUUCUUCCAAAAGGACAAUACACUCCCAAGACACAGCAGGCAAUUGCCAAGAACACAAUUCGUCGGAUGGCCAGUCGUGAAACUGCAGGGUCAGUAUGUGAGAAUGGAGCAGUGGGAACCUAUCGCACAAUAUCAGAAGACAGUGAGAGAUUGCGAUCAGUUUCAGUGCCAGUGAUGCCAAUUUCCAGCAGUAAACACAACUAUGCUAAAGACAAUUUGGGUAUGGUGUUUGAUGAGACUGUGAAAGAAGAGAAUCUUUCUGACGUCAAUGGGCACUCCAGCGGCCACCUAGAUGAGCAUACAGAGGUGAAUGGCAUGGGUGCAUCAAAUGUGAGCUUUGAUACAGAAAUAGGUGGUGCCAAUGGACCUGUGAAUCAUUUACAAGCCGAUGAUAAUCGGGAUCCUUCACAAGCUUCAGGCAGCUCACCCUAUAGUCCCAACGUGUCUUGUUCUCUCCUUCCUCCCUUGGAUAAACCUGUUCCUCCUGACUGGGUCAAAGUGAAGGGAGAUUUCCUCACUGUUCUUGCUACAUAUCAGCCCUAUCUAGGCCCGGACAACUUGUUCGCUCCUGAUGCUAGGCUAAAUGAUGGCUGCAUCCAUCUUUUGUUUAUUCGCUCUGGCAUCACAAAAAAGACAUUGUUGGAGAUUUUUCUUUCUAUUGAUGAAGGAAACCAUAUUAAUUCUCCUUAUGUUGAAUAUGUGAAAGUGUCAGCAUUUCGACUGACACCAGAUGAUUUGUCGAUUGGAAAUCUGAUGGUAGAUGGAGAACAUGUGGACAUGGCGCCAAUUCAGGGACAAAUAUUCCCACAAAUGGGUCGCAUUAUGGGUAUUCAGUAG